Molecule: messenger RNA, 753 nt
Organism: Neogale vison (American mink)
Lineage: Eukaryota; Metazoa; Chordata; Mammalia; Carnivora; Mustelidae
Product: keratin-associated protein 10-7-like
Exons: 1
Coding region: 1-753 (250 amino acids)
Cellular component (GO): keratin filament
Source: RefSeq, a predicted model, not a curated record
AUGGCCGCGUCCACCCUGUCCGUCUGCUCCAGCGACCGGAGCUACGGCAGCCGCGUCUGCCUGCCCGGCUCCUGUGACGCCUGCCCCGACUCCUGGCAGGUGGACGACUGCCCAGAGAGCUGCUGCGAGCCCCCUUGCUGUGCCCCCUCCUGCUGUGCCCCCUCCUGCCUGACCCUCAUCUGCACCCCUGCAAGCUGCGGGUCCAGCCCCUGCCAGUCAGCCUGCACCAGCUCCUGCCAGCCCUCCUGCUGCAGCUCCUCCCCCUGCCAGGAAGGCUGCUGUGUGUCUGUCUGCUGCAAGCCCGUCUGCUGCACCCCUGUGUGCUGCAAGCCCGUCUGCUGCACCCCUGUCUGCUGCACACCUGUCUGCUGCAAGCCCGUCUGCUGCACCCCUGUCUGCUGUGAGGCCUCCUCUUGCUCAGCCUCUUCAUGCUGCCAGCAGUCUAGCUGCCAGCCCUCCUGCUGCAGCUCCUCCCCCUGCCAGGAAGACUGCUGCCAGCCUGUCUGCUGCACCCCUGUCUGCUGCAAGCCCGUCUGCUGCACCCCAGUCUGCUGCAAGCCCGUCUGCUGCACCCCUGUCUGCUGUAAGCCCGUCUGCUGCACCCCUGUCUGCUCCGGGCCCUCCUCCUGCUGCCAGCCCAGCCCCUGCUCCUCGUCCUGCUGCAGACCGUCCUCCUGCAUGUCCCUGCUCUGCCGCCCCGUGUGCAGGCCCGCCUGCUGCGUGCCCGCCUCCGCCCAGAAGUCCUGCUGCUGA